AUGUAUUAUGAUCAGGGGCGUCGCAAGGGGGGUGCGGGGGUUGCAGCCUGCGCGGGGGGUAACAACCCCUCCCCCUGGGCGAAUCUGCUUGGCACCCCUGGGGGGCAAAUUUUUGUGAUUGGCGCGAUUGUCGUAGUGAAAAUAUGCCCACUGAUCGCACAAAUACAUCUGGCGAUCAGCCUGACACCCCUUGGUGGGCGGCACUCGAAUCGCCGGCAGAUGGCUUUUAUGCCAUCAGGGGUUGGAUUUUUGCAAUCGGCGGGCGGAUUUUCACGACGACGAUCAUGCCAAUCGUGGAAAUCCACCCGCUGUGAAUGCGAGUGCCGCCCGCCGAUCACGAAAAUCUGGCCGCCGCCCGCAUAA
This is a messenger RNA of Podarcis lilfordi (Lilford's wall lizard), 363 nucleotides long. The record is from the annotation of a GenBank genome assembly. Lineage: Eukaryota; Metazoa; Chordata; Lepidosauria; Squamata; Lacertidae.